Molecule: messenger RNA, 2891 nt
Organism: Eremomyces bilateralis CBS 781.70
Lineage: Eukaryota; Fungi; Ascomycota; Dothideomycetes; Eremomycetales; Eremomycetaceae
Product: HET-domain-containing protein
Exons: 2
Coding region: 182-2638 (818 amino acids)
Source: RefSeq, a predicted model, not a curated record
UGGUUCGAUCUCCCCAACAGCCCAGCCUCAUAUCUGCCACGUCAGAUACUGUAUAUAACUAUCCUCCUUAGAAGCCCGGACCGUGACCGGUCUGCCCGAUAUUGUAUUACUUGAAUAUAGUUUAUCCUGAUAAAACGGUUAAGGGAUUUCGAAUCUUAUAAAUUAUCUCCGGUCGAAGAUCAUGCCUGAUUCAACUAAUCCACAACCUCGGCGGAUAUAUAAACCAAGAGUUCCGGGCCGGAAGUGGCUAAAGAAGGCGAUAUCUUGGCGAUCCGAGCGACCUCGACUUUGCGAAAAAUGUCAACGCAUCGAUUUCUGGAACCCGGACUCGGCUCCAGCCCAAGAGUUUCAUACAACUUUUGAAUACCGGAAAUAUGAGGAGUCGACACUGCCCUGUUCACUGUGUACGCUGAUCUUGCACCGGCUCCCGAACUUUCGAAUGCCGGGAUGCGAGGAGUAUGACCCGAUCCCAAUCACCCUGAAAUUCAGGGGUAACCAGGCAUAUGUGUGGAAUGGAUCGAGAAAUAUUGGCAAGAUUCGUCCAUUGGGAGAACAUGAAACGGGUAUUAAGCUUUAUGACGAUUCCAACAUCGAUGUUGGACUGAUCAAGAGAUGGUUAGAAAGAUGCGACACAGAGCACAACGAAAAACAAGAAAUUCGGAAUCCCAUUCCCCUGACCCUUAUUGAUGUCCAACGGCACUGCCUCGUUCGUCGGUCCUCAAACGAACGAUAUUUUGCUCUCAGCUAUGUCUGGGGCGGAGUCAAGCAAUUCGAAACCAAAAUUUCGAAUUUCGAGGAAUUGCAAACCGAAUCCUCGCUUUUAAACCACCAGCUUUCAAAAGUAUUACGAGAUGUCAUCGCGUUGAUGAGAUCCAUUGGAGAACAGUAUUUAUGGGUGGACUCGCUGUGUAUUAUCCAGGAUUCUCACGAGAAGCACCAUGAUAUCCACCAGAUGGAUAAGGUCUACUCACACUCAUACCUUACCAUCAUCGCGGUCGAUGGCAAGAAUGCAGACUCUUCCCUACCCGGGAUCCAACCCUUCUCCAGACUUCCGAUCUACAAGUCCGCCAAAUUCAACGGCCGUACCUUCGUAUCCGAGCCGCCCGACUACGUCGACACCCACCUCCUCGAUUCUAACUUCGAGACCCGCGCCUGGACUCUCCAAGAGCGGAUGCUCUCCUCCCGAAUCCUAUACAUCACAUCCCAACAAGUCCUCUUCCAGUGCCAGACCGAUUUCUGUGCGGAAUCCAAGGCAUCUCGGCACGGCGAGUUUAAACGCACGAAGAGCGGGAUUCCGGUCUCGUGGCAAAUGCUGCAAGUGCCGAUGGAGGGGAUUUAUGACGACCGAUGGGAAGAUAUGAGUGGGAUGAUUCGACCUGGCACGCGCGGUGGUGUGCUGGUAGGAAAGCGAGUGAGCGAUCUCGCUCGCAUUGUCGACAGUGGAGAUGUCGACACUGCUGCAUUGCUUCGUGAGAUUCCAGGAGCGGGAAGGAGAGGGUCAAGAGGGCCGCUUCACCAGCACACCCCCCAUGACAGUCUGAUUUCACAGUCAUCGGCGGAUCCCAGGGUCUCCGCUUCCAAAGCGCUGGAUCUUGAUAUUGGCCGUCAUUCUAUUUCGACCGAUCUGACUUCCGAGCUUUCACCUAGCACGGAUUCGUUGAGCAUGGACUUCUCGCUAAGCAUUGGACCAACCAGUCUGCGCUCGCUGCUAGAAGCCGGUGAGGGAGAGAUUGACGGGUGCUACAACGUCGCAGCCAUGACUAAAGGACAUCACAACCCUAUUGAUCUCGACCCCAGCCCUGGCCUCAAGCUCCGCGGUCCUAGUCUUACCUGGGCUGAGCUCCUCCCCUUAUACCAAGAUCUCGUGGAGAUGUACACCGCCCGCCACCUCACCUACGACUACGACAUCCUACGCGCUUUCCUCGGCCUCUCCUCCAUGCUCUCCAAAGUCUGCGCCUCCCGCUUCCUCUACGGCAUGCCGUCCGCCGUCCUCGCCAGCUCCCUUCUCUGGGGUCCUAAACACGGCUGCGAGCGACGACUCGAUCGGUAUGGGAACGCUGUCUAUCCGUCCUGGUGCUGGGCGGGAUGGGCUGGGGCGGUCACGUAUCCGUCGGUGGUGCGAGGCAUGACCAAGGACUUUUCAAGCACGGUACGGUUUAGGCUGCCUUGUUCGAUGGAAAUCUGGGUGCAUGAACCGGAGAGGAGUAACUGGGCGGAAGCACAGCGGUGUGCAGUCCUUUCGUUCAGGAGCAUCGGUAUGUUCUGUACCCCAACGGUAUGUGCCUUAGGAACCGACGACGCGACCGAGGCGAGUUACCAGACCUUCUCCGUCGACGCCUCCGGCUACUCCUGCGGUGUCUUCUUCGGGUGCUGCCUCCCGGGAAUAUUCCCCUCCGAGGAUUUACAACGGCAUGCCAUCGUAUCUCUCGGGGUGGAUGACGGCGAGUAUGAUCUACGAGCGAGCUAUGGGCUUACGUAUCCGUUAUCCCGGGAAGUGGGAGGAAAGUACAGGGGGAGGACGCUGCAUGUAUUGCUGGUUCGGGAGAGGGGGAGGCGGUUUGAGAGGGUGGCGUGUGGGAAGAUGCUGGAGCCGGCUUUUGAUAAGAGGGAUGGGCUACGGAUGAUAGAGCUCCAAUAAUGCAGCAGAUGUUCUUGGUCAGUCGAUCCAGUCCUGAUGGUGCAUCAGCCACCCCUGCGUUCGAUUGCCAAGCCCUGGAAGCCCCAACGCCCUGGGAUCGUGGCGGUGCAAUCCUUGGCUGCAGUGGUUUGGAUUUACGUACUCCGUAAUCUGUGAGCUACCGAACUUCCGUUUCUAGUUUAGCGCCACUCUAUCAGGUAUCGCGCUCUUUUCCGUUUUCAAACCUUCAAACCAUCAGAACAUAAAUACCACC